Rhodamnia argentea is the source of this 809-nucleotide messenger RNA. Its product is annotated as probable WRKY transcription factor 24. The transcript is spliced from 2 exons. Lineage: Eukaryota; Viridiplantae; Streptophyta; Magnoliopsida; Myrtales; Myrtaceae. Gene Ontology annotation, molecular function: DNA-binding transcription factor activity; sequence-specific DNA binding. Gene Ontology annotation, biological process: regulation of DNA-templated transcription. The record is from RefSeq and is a predicted model, not a curated record. Bases 79 to 714 code for a protein of 211 amino acids.
UUCUCCACCUUCCAUGACCAUUUUCAGACCAAUAUCUUUUGAAAUUCCUGUCCCUUGGCCCGAUCUGAAAUCUCCAUAAUGGAACGACAAGAAGCUGCUCUUCCUCCACCUUUGCGACAGAUCCCGUUGCCGCCGCCGCUACCUCAAAACCCUCCCUACCUUGUCGCCGAUUCCUCAUCGCACCCACCUCCUAUAGACCACCAACUCCUGGCCGACAUAAACAAUUUGGUUAGUCUUGCUUCUGGUAUUACUAGUGCUGGGUUCAAUGAACGAAAUACCCUUCGUGGGGACGCCGCCCGCCAUGAAGCUUCUUUAGUGAUGUCUGAGUAUGCAACGGCAGCCAUGGAAGAGAUCACAGAGAGGACAUUGGAGAAGCGAUCUAAGGCUGCCACGAGCAGUAGAACUCGAAAGGCGGCGAGCCCGAGGUUUGAGUUCCAAACGAGGACCGAGGACGACGUCCUCGACGAUGGCUAUCGUUGGAGGAAAUACGGGCAGAAAGCUGUCAAGAACAGCACACACCCCAGGAGCUAUUAUCGCUGCGCGCACACCACGUGCAACGUGAAGAAACAAGUGCAAAGGUUGUCCGAGGACACGGGCAUCGUCGUGACAACUUACGAAGGCGUUCACAACCAUCCCUCCGAGAAGAUAAUGGAAACCCUAUCUCCACUGCUGAGGCAGAUUCAAUUACUCUCCGGGUUUUCCCCUGACAAGUAAUGACCCCGAUUCAGUUGUUGGGCAAUUUCUUAGAUAAUUCGUACGCAUACAUGUGCUCCUUGGGCCGUGUUUGUUUGGAGAAAAACUUCACGUUA